Molecule: messenger RNA, 1287 nt
Organism: Miscanthus lutarioriparius
Lineage: Eukaryota; Viridiplantae; Streptophyta; Magnoliopsida; Poales; Poaceae
Source: the annotation of a GenBank genome assembly
AUGUCGUCGUCGGCGCCCGUACCGGCCGCGAUGGCCGUGGACGACGCGGAGGACGACCAGCUCGCCUCCAUGUCCACGGAGGAGAUCAUCAGGGCGUCCCGUCUCCUCGAUAACGAGAUCCGCGUCCACAAGGACGAACUGCAGCGGUCGAACCUGGAGCUGGAGUCUAUCAAGGAGAAGACCAAGGAGAACCAGGAGAAGAUCAAGCUCAACAAGCAGCUGCCGUACCUCGUCGGCAACAUCGUCGAGAUUUUGGAAAUGAACCCUGAGGAUGAGGCUGAAGAAGAUGGUGCUAACAUUGAUCUGGACUCACAAAGGAAAGGGAAAUGUGUUGUUCUGAAAACAUCUACCAGACAAACCAUAUUCCUUCCUGUAAUUGGAUUAGUUGACCCUGAUAAGCUUAAGCCUGGCGAUUUAGUUGGAGUUAACAAAGACAGCUACUUGAUACUAGACACAUUGCCUUCGGAGUACGACUCACGGGUUAAGGCAAUGGAAGUAGAUGAGAAACCUACAGAGGAUUACAAUGACAUUGGAGGACUCGAGAAACAGAUUCAAGAGCUUGUGGAAGCAAUAGUGUUGCCAAUGACACACAAGGACCGAUUUCAGAAAUUGGGUAUUCGUCCCCCCAAAGGUGUUCUUUUGUAUGGACCGCCUGGGACCGGGAAGACACUCAUGGCUCGUGCGUGUGCUGCACAGACUAAUGCCACAUUUCUGAAACUGGCUGGCCCACAACUUGUCCAGAUGUUCAUCGGUGAUGGAGCUAAGCUCGUUCGAGAUGCUUUUCAGCUUGCUAAGGAGAAAGCCCCCUGCAUCAUCUUUAUUGAUGAAAUCGAUGCCAUUGGAACAAAGCGUUUUGACAGUGAAGUUAGUGGCGAUAGAGAAGUGCAAAGGACUAUGUUAGAAUUGCUGAACCAGCUUGAUGGAUUUAGCAGCGAUGAGAGGAUAAAGGUGAUAGCUGCCACAAAUCGUGCUGAUAUUCUUGAUCCUGCUCUGAUGAGAUCUGGUCGUCUGGACCGGAAGAUUGAGUUCCCUCAUCCAUCAGAGGAAGCAAGAGCCAGAAUCUUGCAGAUUCACUCGAGGAAAAUGAAUGUGAAUCCAGACGUCAACUUCGAAGAGUUGGCGCGUUCAACUGAUGAUUUCAAUGGUGCUCAGCUAAAGGCUGUUUGCGUAGAAGCUGGCAUGCUCGCUCUACGCCGAGAUGCUACAGAGGUUACCCACGAGGAUUUCAAUGAGGGGAUCAUCCAAGUGCAGGCAAAGAAGAAGUCCAGCUUGAAUUACUACGCAUAA